Messenger RNA from Cavenderia fasciculata, 1953 nucleotides. RefSeq names its product leucine-rich repeat-containing protein (gene mpl1). The transcript has 3 exons. The record is from RefSeq and is a predicted model, not a curated record. Gene Ontology annotation, molecular function: protein tyrosine/serine/threonine phosphatase activity; protein binding. Gene Ontology annotation, biological process: protein dephosphorylation. NCBI's taxonomy places the organism in Eukaryota, Evosea, Eumycetozoa, Acytosteliales, Cavenderiaceae. Gene Ontology annotation, cellular component: cytoplasm. The coding region runs from base 1 to 1953 and encodes 650 amino acids.
AUGUUAAAAAGGUUAUCAUCUAUUCUGAGGAGUUCAAAAGACGGCGGACAAAAGAUGGGAAGUGGGUCAUCCAAAGGUGACACUAUACAACAAAAGAUUACAAAGACGCCACACAACAACUCGCAUCAAUCAUAUGACGAUGGAGAGAUCUUGAGUGGACACAGUAAAGAAUCUCGUUUCUACAAACCGAUCGAGUACAAGUCUGGCGAGACUGUCUAUGUAUCGUUACACGCCAAUUUUGACGAUCUACCAACCAGUCUCUUUGUAGGAGGCACCGAAAAGAUCCAACCAUUCGAUCUCGUCGAGAAUCCACAUCUCACAGCACUUAUAUUGGACUUUAACAGAAUCGCCGUCAUCCCAGACACUAUUACGCUCUUUCCCAACCUCAAAGAAUUAUCGUUGGGUUCCAAUCUCAUCCAAGUCGUACCCGAAUCUAUUUUGCAACUAAAGAACCUCGAAAUCUUUCAAAUCGGUCUCAACCCACUCAAAGAAUUCCCAAUCAUCCUAUGUCAACUGACAUCAUUAAAAUCACUUCAUCUUGAAACAAAUCAACUCAAAGUUGAUUCAAUACCAAAAGAUAUUGAAAAUUUAAUUAAUUUAAAGAAUUUAUCAUUGAUGGGUAAUUCAUUUAUAAAUGCACCAGAAUAUUUACCAAAUUUAUUGGAAACGUUAAAUCUAUCAUCAAAUGAUAUGACGAAUUGUAUUUUAUCAACUAGUAUUAUAAACUCGAUUGGUGAGACUUUGACAACUAUCAAUUUGUCAGAGAACCAAUUGACAGAGAUUGACCCGUCACUAGGUCACCUGGUCAACCUCAAAAACCUUGUACUCGGGUGCAACCACAUCAAGGCAAUCCCAGGUGACCUACUCAAAAAGUGGAAGUGCCUAGAAACUCUUACCAUCCCACACAAUGACCUCUCUGAACUACCACCCGAGAUUUUAGAAUGUAAAACACUCUCAGUCAUUGAUGUUCGUGGUAAUCGAUUUGCUCAUGUUCGUAGUAUGCCUAGAACAGUGUCAUCCUAUUCAACAUUUAAGCUACAAGAUUUCAUUGACAAGGUUCAAUUACAAUUAUAUCAUUUAACAAAUAUGACUACAAAUGAAUUAUUAGGUGUUGUUGAUAAUUCAACAAAUACAACAAAUUCAACUAAUACAACAACAACUACGACAACAACCUCAACAAUUAUAGAUACAGAGAAUAGUGAUAAUAAUAUAAUUAAUAUUAAUGAUAUUGAUAAUAAUAAUAAUAAUACUAAUAAUAAUAAUAAUAAUAAUAAUAAUAAUAAUAAUAAUGAAAACAACGAGAAUAAUGAUAAUAAUGAUAAUGAUAAUGAUACCACCGCCACUAAUAAUAAUAAUGAUAAUACCACCGCUACUACUACUCCAACUACUACUACCACCGCCGCCACCGCCACCCCCACCCCAACAACAACUACAACUACUAGUACAAAUAAUAAUAAUAAUAAUAAUAGUGAAAAUGAGAAAUCACCAAUUAUUGUUUGGCAAUCAAUUUAUCCAGAUUUAAUCAUUGAUGGACUUUAUCUUGGUUGUAGAGAAUGUUCAAUCCAUAAAUCAUGGUUAAAAGAUAAUAAUGUAACUCAUAUUCUAUCAGUUGCUAAUUUAAAACCACUUUAUCCAAAUAUAUUCACAUAUAAAGUAAUUGAUAUUGAAGAUGUAGAUUAUGCAAAUUUGGCAGAAUAUUUUGAAGAAUGUAUUCAAUUUAUUGAUGAAGCAAGAAAGGCUGGUGGAGGUGUAAUAGUACAUUGUAGAGCUGGUGUAUCUAGAUCUGCAACGAUCAUUAUCGCCUAUUUAAUGAAAAUACAGAAAUUAAAUUAUAAAGAUGCAUUUGGAUUUACUGCAACUCAAAGACCAAGAAUUUGUCCAAACAAUGGAUUCCGUAGACAAUUACAACAAUUUGAAAAAGAAUUGGGAUUUUCUCCAUCUUCUCAAGAAUAA